Molecule: messenger RNA, 1698 nt
Organism: Homalodisca vitripennis (glassy-winged sharpshooter)
Lineage: Eukaryota; Metazoa; Arthropoda; Insecta; Hemiptera; Cicadellidae
Product: protein yellow
Exons: 5
Coding region: 100-1419 (439 amino acids)
Cellular component (GO): extracellular region
Source: RefSeq, a predicted model, not a curated record
GCCGACGGGUGUUGUUAGUUCACGAAUCUGGUGGGGGUCUGAGAUAACCUCCAGCUCGUACCGGACACUUUGCAGUACGUUCCAGACCGGCACCGCACCAUGUACGUUUCUGCUUUGUCUGUGCUGGUGGCUGCGGCUGUCGCAGGCUACGCCGACGCUGUUCUGAAGCAGGUGUUCCACUGGAGGAAGCUGGAUUUCCAGUAUCCAGAUGAAGCUUCGCGGAAUGCAGCCAUUUCUUCAGGGGAAUUCGUCCCGGAGAACAAUCUGCCUCUGGGAUUGGAAGUGUGGAAAGAAAAACUGUUCAUCACGAUCCCGAGAUGGAAGUCAGGCAUACCAGCCUCACUCACAUACUUGGAUGUCACUGAUUCGGAUAAUUCACCAGCACUGAGACCAUACCCAGACUGGGCGAGUCAUAAGAUUUACGAAAACGACAAUACUACGAAAGUGAUAUCGACUUUCCGUAUAAGGGUUGAUGAGUGCGACAGGCUCUGGGUCCUGGAUACAGGAUUAGCAGACAUCCUGGGCAAGGCCGAGCAGCUUACUCCUCCCAAGAUUCUCAUCUAUGACCUCAUCACCGAUAAGUUGAUCCACCAAUUCCUGUUCGACAAAGCUCAUAUAAAAGACAACUCCUUCUUCGCAAAUAUCAUCGUGGACGUGACUCCUGGCAAGUGUGAACAAGCAUACGCUUACAUCCCCGAUCUGGGAAGUUACGCUGUCAUCGUCUACAAUCUGUUUACUGAUAAGUCUUUCCGAGUCCGUCAUCACUUCUUCUACAUGGAUCCUUUGUCUGGGAACUACAAUGUGGGUGGAGUCAACUUCCAGUGGACAGAUGGGAUCUUCAGCCUUGCCCUUUCACCGAUCAAUAAAACGGAUGGCUCCAGAACCAUCUACUUCCAUCCUCUUUCAAGCACCAUGGAGUUCACUGUCAACUCAAAGAUAUUACAGAAUGAGACCAUCGCCAAUGACGAUUACUAUGCUUACAAGGUUCUUGGUACUAGAGGACCCCACAGCCAAGCAACCGCCUCAUUUUUGGACCCAAAGACUGGCGUUCUCUUCUACACGCAGAUCAACAAAAAUGGAGUGGGUUGCUGGAACUCUUUUACUCAUGCAGAUGACUUUUCUCCAGAAACCAACUUCCUGGUGGCCUCUGACAAUGAAACUAUGAUUUUUCCAAACGACCUGAAGGUUGAUCGGGAUAGCAAUCUCUGGCUACUGACAGACAAGUUGCCCACUCACAUAUAUAAAAAAUUGGACUUUGGGGAGAUCAACUAUCGAGUUUUCACUGGCCCAGUGGAUGAAAUCGUAAAAGGAACAGUCUGUGAAGUGAAAGAUACUGAAAAGACUGUUCCCACUCAGUCAGACAAGGACGUUUCUGAGAGCACUAGUGAGCAAACAACUACUUCAACAGAAAAAUCUUGAGGGGUUGAUCAAACUGUGGAGACUAAUUUGGGACCGUAUUAGUCAUAAAAUGUGUGUCAGUGUCAAUUUCAAAACUGGCAUAUGCCAAUAGUUUAAAGUGUUAUCAACUUAUGAACUACACAAUUAACAGCCUAUGCAAAGUUAUUAUAAAACAGUUUUUUUCAAUUCAAUUAGUAUGGUAAUUUAAUAGGCUGUAAACACUUGUUACAAUAAUACAUUGAAACUAACAAUAUGAAUGCUUGUACAACUUUCGGAGAAAUAUACAAAGUAUACAACAUA